CUGGCAAGUCUUAAUCGAAGACGACAAUUCCAAUGAUCAUUAUCCAUUAGGGUAAGAAAUUUAUCCGCAGAAUUUCCCCCUGGCCUCUCCUCGCGUCCCACAAUUUUCUCGCUAUCCAAGCAUAUUCCUCUGCAAAUUCUCUCCAUAUCGUUUUCUUUUUCUCUCGGGAAAAUGCUUCUAGAAAUGUUUGUUCCUGCCUUAGUUUUGCUCUAAUUCAUCUUCAUUUUUGUCCCCUUUCGCACUCUCCAUGGCUAUUUUCGUUCGUUCUCCGGAAAUAUCCACCGUCUUCGAGAGGAUCUUCGCCGACCCAAAUUCGAAUGCGAAACCUAAUCCAAAAUCUAGAUCUCUGAGGAGGGUUGCGGUUUCUGCGGCUGAUACGAGAGACUGGGCUGGUUCCAAGGGUAGUACAGGUGUGGAGGAUCAGAAGACGAGAUUGUACGGACAAUUCUCGGCUCCAGUGAAGGAGAGUUACAAGAGGAGCAGCGAGGAAGAAGAGAAGCAGAACUACUAUGUCAAUUUGGGUCAUGCUAUUCGCACUCUCAGAGAGGAGUUCCCCGAUCUAUUCUACAGAGAGCUCAGUUUUGAUAUCUACAGGGAUGACAUUGUGUUCAGAGACCCUAUGAACACAUUCAUGGGCGUCGAAAACUACAAGUCGAUAUUGUGGGCAUUACGUUUUCACGGAAGGAUCUUCUUCCGUGCCCUCUGGGUUGAAGUCAUCAGCGUCUGGCAGCCUGCAGAAACCACACUAAUGAUACGGUGGACUGUCCAUGGAAUCCAUCGUGUUCCAUGGGAGAGCCAUGGAAGGUUCGAUGGCACUUCAGAGUAUAAGUUCGACAAGGACGGGAAGAUCUACAAACACAAAGUUGACAAUAUCGCCCUCAACACACCCCGAAAGUUCCACAUGCUGACAGUCCAGGAGCUCAUCGAAGCCAUUACCUGCCCUUCAACUCCAAAGCCGACAUACUUCGAGGUAUCUUUGGAAACAACAUCCUAGUACCGCCAGACAGAAGCUAUCUAUCUGAUGGAACUGAUGUCUGAAGUUCUGAGUUUCUCGGGUAUUUGUGACUCGUAAGCCUUGUGGAGGAGUUACCCGAGAAGUUAAAUGAUGUGUAUGUAUAGAUCGAGUAUAAUGCAGUAGCAGAACUGAAGUUGUAUAAGUGUAGUAUAGAAAUAGAAAAAGUGCCCUUUUUUUGGUAUAGUUUUUCAGUCUUUAAGAAACUACAAUUUCCAGUGCGUUCAUUCA
Molecule: messenger RNA, 1243 nt
Organism: Tarenaya hassleriana
Lineage: Eukaryota; Viridiplantae; Streptophyta; Magnoliopsida; Brassicales; Cleomaceae
Exons: 2
Coding region: 248-994 (248 amino acids)
Source: RefSeq, a predicted model, not a curated record